Conger conger (European conger) is the source of this 1484-nucleotide messenger RNA. RefSeq names its product membrane-spanning 4-domains subfamily A member 4A-like. NCBI's taxonomy places the organism in Eukaryota, Metazoa, Chordata, Actinopteri, Anguilliformes, Congridae. The coding region runs from base 81 to 752 and encodes 223 amino acids. The transcript has 7 exons. Gene Ontology annotation, cellular component: membrane. The record is from RefSeq and is a predicted model, not a curated record.
UGGUCCUCACCCAGGCAUACCCUCAGCAAAGUGGUGCUGUUGUGCCGGCUAUCUGCACUACUCAACAUGUUACAUCUGUGAUGGGAAAGUUUUUGAAAGGAGACCCGAGGGGGCUGGGGAUAGUACAAAUAAUGGUUGGGGUGAUGAACAUAGUACUGGACAGCGUCAUGGCCGUAUAUCCUGAUAGCAUCGGUGUUUUCUCUGGGAUUGGUUUCUGGGGAGGUUCUUUGUACAUUAUCUCAGGAGCUCUGAGUGUUGCCGCGAGUGACAAACUCAACAGAUGCCUGGUGAAAGGAGCGCUUGUGAUGAACAUCUUCAGUGCCAUCUCUGCUGGCAUUGCUGUCAUAAUUUUCUCUCUGGACUGUGUGAUAGACUUAAGAUUUUACUUUUGCUAUGACUAUGACUAUGACAGUGAGAGUGCCUAUUCAACCAGCACCUACAUCUGUCAGAUGCUCCGGCGUGUACUCAAGACCAGGUCAAAUGGGAUCACAGGAGUGCUGCUGUUGUUAUCCAUCCUGGAGUUCAUCAUCUCCAUCUGUGUGUCAGCAUUCGCCUGCAGAGCAGUGUGUAACUGCUCCUCAGAGCAAGUGAUAUAUAUACCCACAAGCAAUCAAUUGAGAAGUGUCGCACCAGUAAACUUCAUUCCAGCGCCAAGUACUCAGGAGAUGCCAGUUCCACAGAUCUUGGGCCAAAGUGUGAUGGGCAACAAGCCAGAAGAGAGGCCCCCUGCAUAUGCUACAGUUGGUCCAUGAAAGAGAGGUCAUAGUGGUCACACCAAUCACUGGGAAUGUUCCUACCGUAUGCAUUUAUUUUCUGGUGAUGCUAUUCUGCAGAACUUCUAUAUAAUAACAUCUGCUUUUCCAUAACCAACAAAUAUCAAUUAGUUCCAAUGUACUUAGCACCUUCUAUAACAUAUUGCAUUAUAUAUAUUUUGCCAGCAGCAUCACACGUUAUGAAAUAUCGUAUGUAUGUUAUAAAUUAUACUGUAGAAGUGGCAGAGGUGUAAAGUCCUCGGGUCAGAAAGUAAAAGUCCUUCCAUGUUUUUCUUCCACCCAUGGACUCAGCCAGCUGAUUUCACAAAUUUGUUCUACCUUAAGGUGGAAUAAUUGUGGUAAUUAGCAAAUCCAGGUGGUUGGAAUCUUCUGAACCUGAAUUUUACACUGCAGCCUCCCUACAGUUUGGAAGGAUAAAUAUGUUCUGAUUGCAUCAGGUCUGUAGCCAUGGGAUACAAAAGUAUAAAUGACAGAGUGUACCUGAAAUUAUAAUAUUUAUAUUUAAAGAUGUGCUCUUUGAAAAUGAUUCAAUAGUCUAUUUGAGAACCCAUCCAAAUGACCUUUCCAGUUUCUUUGGCCCAUGGGCAACUAAAAAACACUCUUAUUGUACAUGUCUUCAAGCCAUGAUUCGGAACAUGCAAACACUGGUAUGUAACUGUAAGUCAAUGACAUGUGAAGAGGGGACAAUUGGAAAUAAAAUCACUGUCUUAA